Messenger RNA from Phyllotreta striolata, 2661 nucleotides. The record is from the annotation of a GenBank genome assembly. Lineage: Eukaryota; Metazoa; Arthropoda; Insecta; Coleoptera; Chrysomelidae.
AUGUUUAGCAAAGAUGCAAUUUUUCACCCCAUUAUAAACUCCAUUCAAAGAAUAGCCCUUUAUGAAACUAAAGCGAAAUUCUAUUUAGUGGGUUCCAAUAACACACAAACAAGAUUUCGAGUGUUAAAGAUAGACCGAACGGAAGCCAAAGAAUUAGAAAUAUAUGAUGACAAAGUUGAGUACACAGCAGAAGAAAUUCACAAUUUAAUCUGUAUGAUAGAAUCUGGAAAUAAAAGGGCUGGAGGAGGUUUUUCAAAAAAAAUAUCUGCCUUUGGAAUUGUAGGUUUCAUAAAAUUCCUGGAAGGAUACUACAUCAUUUUAAUAACAAAACGAAGAAAAGUAUCGCUUAUUGGACAUCACACUAUUUACAAAAUAGAAGAUACAUCUAUGAUAUACAUUCCGCAUGAGACUGUUCGAAUAGUUAAUUCUGAUGAAGCAAGAUACGUGAAGAUGUUUCAAAAUAUAGAUCUGGCUAGUAACUUUUAUUACAGCUACAGUUACAAUCUCACCCGCACGCUUCAGUACAAUUUAACCAGCCCGAAAAGAUUCGAUACAAGCAAUAAUGACAGUGAAGAAGAAGAUAUAGAUAUAGAUUUGGAGUUUACCGAUCUUUCAUCAUCAAUAAUCUCAAACUCGUCUAAUUCUGAGAAUGUAGGGAUACAAAAUUAUGGGAUUCGAACGCAGCCACACAAAAAAUUCCUAUGGAAUCUUCAUUUAUUGAGCGAUACAGUCAAAACUGAAUUACAUCCGGAUUGGAUCUUGCAUAUAAUCCACGGUUUUAUCGGACAGUCCAAUAUAAAAGUCUUCGGUCGCUCUAUAUUUAUUACGUUAAUCGCUCGAAGAUCCUGCAGAUACGCAGGCACUAGAUUUUUGAAAAGAGGUGCUAAUUUCCAAGGCGAUGUCGCGAAUGAAGUGGAAACGGAACAAAUCGUCCACGAUACGAGCACGUUAUUUUUUAAUAAAAGCCAUUUUACUUCCUUCGUGCAAAUGAGAGGCUCUAUACCAGGCCAUUGGAAGCAAGAAAUGGGCAAGAUGGUGGCGAAGCCGGCAAUAAACAUCGAUUUCUACGACCCGUUCGCCGAAACCGCCGGCGCCCACUUUAAUCAACUAUUAAAACGCUACGGAGCCCCGAUCAUCAUCCUCAAUCUAGUCAAACAACGCGAAAGAAAGAAACAAGAAAAAUUGCUCAGCGACGAGCUGAGCACGGCCGUUAAAUACUUGAAUCAAUUCCUCCCGCAGGAACACCAGAUUAUUUACAAAACUUUCGAUAUGGCGCGGAAAAACAAAAAUCACGCCGUCAAUGUGAUGGACCAUUUGGCCGAAAUCGCCCGACAUGCUGUAAUGAAGGUCGGAAUUUUCCAAAAUAUGCCCAAGUUUUACAGCCAAAGAGAGAGUACGGUCGUUGGACAAAAUAAAAACGAAUGGGGAAGCUUGCAAACCGGCAUUAUCCGAACGAACUGCGUAGAUUGCUUAGAUAGAACUAACACAGCGCAAUUUGCUAUAGGAAAAUGCGUUUUAGGGUACCAACUGUGCGCAUUGGGCAUUCUGGAUACUCCCAAUCUGGAAUUCGAUACAGAUUGUGUUCGAAUGUUGGAAUCUUUAUACGAAGAUCACGGUGACAUAUUGGCUCUUCAAUACGGAGGUUCCCAGUUGGUACAUCGCAUAAAAACCUACAGAAAAACGGCGCCCUGGACGUCUCAAGGCAACGAUAUAAUGCAAACGCUGAGUCGAUAUUACAGCAAUACAUUUUCCGAUGCUGAAAAACAGAACGCCAUCAAUUUGUUUCUGGGAUUGUUCCGGCCGGAGGACGAUAGACCUCAAAUAUGGGAAUACAAUACCGAUUAUAACUUUCAUCACAAACCGAUCCAUUUUAGCCCGAAGGCUUUGACGCAAUGGUGGGAUUCGGGGGUGUUGAAGAGCCUGCCUUACGCCUUCAAUGAGCUGACGAAAGCUUGUACGGAAUUAAUUCAGAUUCACUCGCAAGAUGCCGAAAUGAUAGAUACGUACGUGGAGUACUACAGACCGUACGAAUUGACUUCGUUGAGUGAUGUGUUUGCAUUGCAAGUAUCCAAUUCCAUUAGAGACUUCAUGCCCAGUUUCACGACCAAUUAUAGCCCGUUUACAUUGAGAAUAAGACCCGUGAGGAGGAGGGAAGAGAAUAAAUCGAAUAUCAUGAAAAAUCCUUCGGUUACUGGCCAAAGUUCGUUAAGUUCGACUGCGUCGAGUACAAGUUCUAGUUCUGACAACGAAAUAUCUCUGGAAGAUGAAGAAAGCUAUAACACCGAAUCACCUGCCGUAUCUUCAAAGGACGUCACUCCUGAACCUAUUACUUUUAAAGCACUAUUUCCUUCUAUGAAAGAGGUUUAUGGAAUGGAAUUGAAGAGUCCUAGCGACAAGGAUAUUCAGGUUUAUAAAAAAUAUGUCGAAAUGGGACGAAGAGUUCCGUACAUUGCUAAUAAGAGCUUUUUCGAAUCAAUUUCUGACAAACAACAAUGUGUAAAAGAUUUAUCAUCAGAUUCUUGUUUUCAAGUAACACCUCCCAAAGUUUCCACUGAAUCAAUUGAGGUGUAUAAAAAGUAUAUUGAAAUCGGUAAAAAGGGAGGAUUUAUGCCCAAAACCAAUGAUAUUAAAAUCUAUGAGAGAUAUGCUAAAUGUAAGUAA